Molecule: messenger RNA, 1480 nt
Organism: Coffea eugenioides
Lineage: Eukaryota; Viridiplantae; Streptophyta; Magnoliopsida; Gentianales; Rubiaceae
Product: 28 kDa ribonucleoprotein, chloroplastic-like
Exons: 4
Coding region: 130-1110 (326 amino acids)
Cellular component (GO): cytosol
Molecular function (GO): mRNA binding
Source: RefSeq, a predicted model, not a curated record
UUUGUAGCCCAGCAAAACCCAUCAUCACCAUUUCCCCCCUUCUCUCCUUAUCCUCACUCUCUUCACUCUCCUCUCCUUAAACCCUUCCCAAUCUUUUCACACAUCACAGACACCAAAAAGAAGAAAGAAAUGGUCUGUGCAACAAAGCCCAUAUUGAAUUCUUUAUCAAUGGCAGCAAAUAGUGGUUGCAUAGUUUCACUUCCUUCAGUUUUUUCCGCCUCAAAUUCUACGAAGACUUCAUCUUUACACGCUUAUCUGACCAUCCCAUCAAAGCCCAUCAGGCUUAGCCUCUCUUGUUCCUGGUCUUACUCUGUAAUUUCCUUAAAAAGUAGGAACUUUUGCAACUUGGGUUCUGCAGUUUCAGCCUUGACUGCUGCUCGAGAGGAGGAUAAUACCAUAGUUCUUGGGGCUUCAGAUGAAGAACUUGCAAAGGAUUUUGAAAUUGAGGAGGGAUAUAGUGAAGGUGAGGAUGUUAUUGAGGCUGCUGUUGGAGAAGAAGAAGAAGAAAUGGAGGGGUUUGAAGGGGGUGAGGCUGUUGAGGAGGUAGAGGAGUAUCAAGAACCUCCUGAGGAUGCAAAGUUGUUUGUUGGGAACUUGCCUUAUGAUGUUGAUAGUGAGAAAUUAGCUCAACUUUUUGAGCAGGCUGGUGUUGUUGAAAUUGCUGAGGUUAUUUACAAUAGAGAGACCGACCAGAGCCGUGGAUUUGGAUUCGUGACUAUGAGUACUGUGGAGGAAGCUGAAAAGGCUGUGGAAUUGUUUCACCGUUAUGAUCUAAAUGGCAGGUUCUUGACUGUUAACAAGGCUGCCCCAAGAGGAUCACGGCCAGAGCGCACACCACGAGUAUUUGAACCAGCUCCAAGAAUCUAUGUGGGUAACUUGCCAUGGGAUGUAGAUGAUGCGCACCUUGAACAAGUUUUUAGUGAGCAUGGGAAAGUGGUAAAUGCACGGGUAGUGUAUGACAGGGAUAGCGGUCGAUCACGGGGUUUUGGCUUUGUUACAAUGUCAAGCGAGUCUGAAAUGAAUGAUGCUAUUGCUAACCUUGAUGGACAGAGUCUGGAUGGGAGAGCUAUCAGAGUAAAUGUUGCUGAGGAAAGACCAAGGCGUUUCUAAUCUGUUGGCUGGUUUGUGAGAUUCUCAAGGCACUAGAUAGAUUUAAAGUCUCUGUAGUUUAUGCUUUCAUUAGUUGAAACGAGUGGUAGUUACAUUUUUUGUCAGCUUCCGAUGAGAGAACCGAGUGCAGUUUACACUAUGCCUCUUAGCAUUGUCGAGUAAUUAAACUUCAUUUCCUGGUAUCAUGGAGGUGAUUACUUUUUUUUUUUUUUUUUGGCUUUAUGUAUCAAUCUUGGUAGGAUGUGGAAAACUGCUCAAGUCUAUUUAUUUAGAUGUUAUAAAGAGGCAAUGUGUUUUUCUCUGUCCUGGACUUCCACAGGUAUAUGUGGAUUUGUGAGAUCAAAAGUCUGCAGCUCUGCUUUCUUCAUCA